Eruca vesicaria subsp. sativa (arugula) is the source of this 1347-nucleotide messenger RNA. The record is from the annotation of a GenBank genome assembly. NCBI's taxonomy places the organism in Eukaryota, Viridiplantae, Streptophyta, Magnoliopsida, Brassicales, Brassicaceae.
AUGGCAAAUGAUCAAGUAAUCGCAAUCAACGAUUCAGUUCACAACCUUCAGCUCGUGUUGCACGACAGUAUCAACGAUCAGAAACAGCUCUUCAUGGUGGGGACAUUAAUAUCGCGAUCAGACUACGAGGACAUCAUCACAGAACAAACCAUCGCUAAGCUCUGUGGUUAUCAUCUCUGCCGAGGAUCCCUCCCUUUCGAGAGUGUUCUCGAAGACUUUGCAAGAGGGUCGUACAUACGUACAAAUUCUCCAAAGAAACACGAGGAACCGUCUUUUGGGGAGAUUGGUUUCAGUAGCGCAGUUAUUGUUUCUAAUGAGUGUAGUGUUUUAAAGCUUCCACCACAGAGAAAACACACUUCUCCAAUUGGGGAAUCUGAGAAAGGUGAUGGGGAAGUUUUGAAAGAACAAACUGCAGUUUCUCCUGUACAGAAACAAUCGAGAUCCUCUUCUGCGUCUAAGACGAAGGAUUUGAAGCUUCCAACACAAUACAAGGAAGCUUCUCAUUCAUGGGGACCAGGCAAAGAGAAAACAACCGUUCUUCCAAGAAAAAAAACAAGGUUGAGGAAAAAACCAGAAAAUUUGGGAAAGAAGGUUAUAUCUGUUGAAUCCCAUGCUUAUUCUUGUGAAGAUGGUGGGCAAAUACUUAUAGCUGAAUCCUACAAGGGACUUAAUAUUCAUCAGGAUAUGCGUUCCUCAUCAAGUAAAACCGUCGCUAAUUCAUGCCUUAAAGUUUCUGGCUCUACAAAGCUUAGUCGUCUGUUACUUGAGCCGAUCAGAAUGAUGGCCAUGGUGAUCUUUUUUUGGCUAGAAGCAAAGAUAUCAAAUCAGGAUGUCAAUAGUGUAUCACGCCUUGCACUAGCAGAAGCCUGUGCUAUGACAUUGUGCCAGGCUGCCAAAGCUGUUUCUUCAGGAGAUUUAAAUGCAUUUGAUGCCGCUACGAAUACUGGAAUCGUUGUGUUACCAAGUACCCAUCAACUCGAGGAAGAGGUUUCCGAUGCAAAAAUUGAGGAAGAUAUGGCUGAACAAGAAUCAACUCUUCUGAAGUGGCCAAAUGAGCCUGGAAUGCCAGAUUUUGAUUUGUUCGACCCUGAUCAGUCUUGGUUUGAAGGACCUACCAUAGGCUUCUCUCUAACUGUAAGUCCAUUGAUUAGCGUGGGAGAAGGGAUAUCCUCAGAGAUCAAGGAGACAAUUGGUGGGUGUCUUGCAAGAUCUUUACCUAAAGUCGCCUCUGAUCUCAUGCUUCCAAUACCGAUAUCUGAUUUGGAACUGGGACUGCUUGGUUCGAAAAAGCAAGCGUUUCUGGUGCCAUGGCGCCAAGCGCCACAUGGCGCGGACCUCAACGCUUAG